GUCUAAAAUAACAUGUUUGUGUGACUAUAAAUCACCUCAUUAAGUAUAUAAAUGCAUCGGAUUUUUUUAGAAUUGACUAAAAAGAAAAGUGUGUCACAUAAAUUGGGACGGAGAGUGUAUAUUUUAUUUGUCAGUUUCAAUGUCAACCAUUGUUUGAUGACCACCCAAGAUUACGAGAGGGUACCUCCAUCUUUAAUUAGAGAUUUCGAAUUUCAAUAUUCAAACAGGUACUGAACAAAGAGCGGAAACUAAACAAAACAUUUUUUGUUUGAGUCACAUAAUUCUCAAGUCAAUUAUGAAGGCCAAAUAUGUUUUGUUUAAAGUCCACUCAAAAGAACACUUUUUUUCCAGUCCUUAUUGGCAACUCUAGUAGUAAACAAAGCAAAGUUUUCAAAGAAUUUAAUUUAUCUAAAAAGUUGACUAAAUGCAAUUUGUACCAUACUUAAAACACCAUAAUAAUAUAGAGUUAAUCACUGAACACUCUAGAAAAAAUAAAAAUCAAGAAUGCACCAUGUUGAGGCUUUUGGUUGGGCUGCUAGAGACACUUCUGGAUUCCUCUCCCCAUUCAACUUCUUUAGAAGGGCAACCGGCGAUAAGGAUGUUAAACUGAAGGUUCUUUACUGUGGUAUCUGUCAUUCUGAUAUUCAUCAGCUGAAGAAUGAAUGGGGAUCUUCUCUAUACCCUCUAGUCCCCGGACAUGAGAUCGUGGGCGAAGUAACUGAGGUAGGUAGCAAGGUAGAGAAGUUCACUGUUGGAGAGAAAGUUGCUGUCGGGGGAUACUGUGGAUCAUGUCGAUCUUGUGAAGACUGCAUGAACAAUCUUGAGAAUUAUUGCUCCAAAGGAAUAGCCACCUAUAAUGCAAUCUACAAUGAUGGAACACCAACGUAUGGAGGCUACUCGAACAUGAUAGUUAUCGAUGAACAUUUCGUGUUUCAUGUACCAGAAAACUUGCCUCUAGCUGCUGCAGCCCCUCUGCUUUGUGCUGGGAUUACAAUGUACAGCCCGUUGAGAUACUUUGGACUUGAUAAACCAGGCCUUCAUAUUGGUGUAGUAGGCCUUGGCGGACUUGGUCACGUUGGUGUCAAGUUUGCCAAGGCCAUGGGGCUAAAGGUGACUGUGAUUAGUACAUCUCGAAGAAAGCAGAACGAAGCUCUUGAACGUCUUGGUGCUGAUUCGUUUUUGGUUAGCACUGAUCCAGAUCAGCUGCAGGCUGCUAUAGGUACAAUGGAUGGCAUUCUUGAUACAGUCUCUGCUGAUCAUCCCCUCGAUCCACUGAUCGGGCUGUUGAAGUCUCACGGGAAGCUUAUCUUUCUUGGUGCACCUGACAAACCCGUCGAGCUACCAGUCUUUCCAUUGCUUAUGGGAAGGAAGCUUGUAGCUGGAAGUGGGAUAGGAGGGAUGAAAGAGACGCAAGAAAUGCUUGAUUUUGCAGCAAAGCACAAUAUAACAGCAGAUGUUGAAGUCAUUCCAAUGGAUUAUGUAAAUACUGCACUGCAGCGUCUCACCAAAGGGGACGUUAAAUACCGGUUUGUCAUUGACGUUGGUAAGACCCUUCUAGCAGAGUGAUUCCGAGUUUUACAAAAACAAUAUAUCUAGUAUAAUCCCACAAGUGGAGUCUGGGAAAGGUGGAGUGUAACAACCUUACCUAAGAGUUAUGUUUCAUGUAAUUCUAGUAGUUUAUGAUAUUUUGGGCAUAAAAUGGCAUUAGUUUAGAAACAGACCCUCAAAAUGCGGCCCUAUCAUGGACCAUGCAUGAACACGGGAUGCUUCGUACAUCAGGAUAUCCUUUCAAUAUAUUAGUUUAGAACAUAUAUGAUGUAUUAUGAGUAGCUUUCUCAAAUAUUGGAAAUUGU
Molecule: messenger RNA, 1853 nt
Organism: Solanum stenotomum
Lineage: Eukaryota; Viridiplantae; Streptophyta; Magnoliopsida; Solanales; Solanaceae
Product: probable mannitol dehydrogenase
Exons: 5
Coding region: 505-1566 (353 amino acids)
Biological process (GO): lignin biosynthetic process
Molecular function (GO): zinc ion binding; cinnamyl-alcohol dehydrogenase activity
Source: RefSeq, a predicted model, not a curated record